This is a messenger RNA of Antrostomus carolinensis (chuck-will's-widow), 1587 nucleotides long. RefSeq names its product TXK tyrosine kinase (gene TXK). Gene Ontology annotation, biological process: protein phosphorylation. NCBI's taxonomy places the organism in Eukaryota, Metazoa, Chordata, Aves, Caprimulgiformes, Caprimulgidae. Gene Ontology annotation, molecular function: protein binding; protein tyrosine kinase activity; ATP binding. The transcript is spliced from 14 exons. The record is from RefSeq and is a predicted model, not a curated record. Bases 1 to 1587 code for a protein of 528 amino acids.
AUGUUCUUUUUCACAGAUCACACCAUCCAGUCUGUUUUCUGCUGCUGCUGCUGCUGCUGCACAGUGCAAAAAAGAGCAAUGAGAACAAAAAUGAACCUGGACCCUGAUACUGGCCUGGUGACCCAGUACUCAGCCUCACAACCAGACAUUUCCUAUGCAUCUACUUCGAAGUGCAGGCGUAAGAGGCAAUUGCAGUUAAAGAACAAGCUGUUACCUCCUCUACCUGCUGAAGCCUUGGAAGACUACACAAAAAAACCCAGAGUUAUUGCACUCUAUGACUUUUUUGCUAGAGGACCCUCAGAUUUAUCGCUGAAGAAGUCAGAAGAAUACAUUAUCCUCGAACAGUAUGACCCUCACUGGUGGAAGGCAAGAGACCAACAUGGGAAUGAAGGUCUAAUUCCCAGCAACUAUGUUACUGAGAACAAGAAAAGCAAUUUAGAAAUAUAUGAGUGGUACUGCAAAAACAUAAACAGAAGCCAGGCAGAACUACUCUUGCGCCAGAAGUCCAAAGAAGGUGCAUUUGUUGUUAGAGAUUCAAGUCAAAAGGGACUUCUUACGCUGUCCAUGUAUUCGCAGGCUAAAGGAAGUCAUAGUGGAGAUAUUCGACAUUAUCAAAUUAAGAAAAACCACUUGGGACAAUAUUAUGUAGCAGAAAAAUAUCUCUUUUCAUCUGUUCCUGAACUCAUCGAGUAUCAUCAACACAAUGCUGCAGGUCUUAUCACUCGUCUACGACAUCCAGUGGGAUCACCCAGAGGUUCUUCACCAGCAACAGCAGGAUUUAGUUACGAGGACUGGGAAUUAAACCCAUCUGAACUGACAUUCAUGAAGGAACUUGGGCGUGGGCAGUUUGGAGUUGUUCAGCUGGGUAAAUGGAAAGCAACCAUCAAGGUUGCCAUCAAAACAAUCAAUGAAGGUGCAAUGUCUGAAGAUGAUUUCAUUGAGGAGGCCAAAGUGAUGAUGAAACUCUCCCACCCGAAGCUGGUCCAGCUUUAUGGAGUGUGUACACACCACAAGCCUCUCUACGUUGUGACUGAAUUCAUGGAAAAUGGCUGCUUGCUCAAUUACCUUCGGCAAAGGCGAGGGAAACUUGGCAGAGACAUGCUGCUGAGCAUGUGCCAGGAUGUGUGUGAAGGGAUGGAAUACCUGGAAAGAAAAAGCUUUAUUCACCGUGAUUUAGCUGCAAGAAAUUGUUUAGUCAAUGCUGAGCACAUCGUUAAGGUAUCUGACUUCGGCAUGGCAAGGUACGUCAUUGAUGACGAAUAUAUUAGCUCUUCGGGUGCCAAGUUUCCAGUCAAAUGGUCAUCUCCUGAAGUCUUUCAUUUCAAAAAAUAUAGCAGCAAAUCAGAUGUGUGGUCAUUUGGUGUACUUAUGUGGGAAGUUUUCACAGAAGGCAAAAUGCCUUUUGAAAGUAAGUCAAAUUCUGAAGUUGUCCGUGAGAUUUCUCAGGGUAACCGACUUUAUCGACCACAUUUGGCAUCACAUACUGUGUACAAAGUCAUGUACAGCUGCUGGCAUGAGAAACCUGAAGGACGUCCUACUUUUGCAGAGUUAAUAGAGACCCUCACAGAUAUAACAGUGAUAGGAUAA